UAACAAAUGAGGGAAAAAAAUAUUGUAAUCGGAGAACUCGAUUUGACACACAUCCAGCGAAAUAGUAUAAAUAGACAUUAUGCUGCUUUUGUAACUUCACUCAUUAGUUUUCGCUGGAAAUUAAAGCGCAAACUAAAAUGAAGUUCAAAAUAAUACUGUUUUGCCUAACGGCCAGCACUUUCGGGAAUACCAUAAGCCCAUGGAAAAGUCACGAUAGCCAUAAAGACGCUGGGUGGUUUUUAGAUGCUGACAAAGAUACUAUUGAAGUCAGAGAAAUUAGUGUUUGUAAUACUCCAGAAUGCAUAACUUUUGCUAAUGACCUUUUGAGCUCAAUGAAUAAAUCAGCUGAUCCAUGUCAGAAUUUCUAUGAACACACAUGCGGAUCAUUUUUAAAAAGUCAUCCUCUUCCUGCUUAUAGUGGAAUAUGGAGUAGACUUUUGAUGUUUCAAGAAUGGGUUUAUGAACGAUUGAAAGUAAUUUUGGAAACACCUGCUGUGCCGGACGAUAUUUUGCCAGUGAGACAGGCCAAGAAAUGGUAUCAGUCUUGUAUGGAUUCAGAGACACUCGAAAAACGAGGCUUAGAUCCGAUAGAAUCUGUUUUGAUGCAAGUUGGAGGCUGGCCGAUGACUAUUGACGCCGAAGAAUGGGACGAAACUGAGCAUCCGUGGCAGCGAAUUGAGCAGCACUAUUUUGAAAUCACUGGUUCUUAUAUAUUCUACAAAUUUACGCCUGUUUGGUCAAACACGUCCCUGAUUAAAGUAGAGAAAGGCGAUCUUCCACUCCUCAAUAAGCUUCCGUUUGAAUUCAAAAAUUAUGAAGGAGACGAAUAUGACAAUUACAAGGCAUUCAUUUCGGCCGUAGCUCUACUUUUUGUUCAAUACAACAGCGCAAAUGUUUCUAUUGACAAAAUUUUCGAAGAUGUCAGCGAUUUGAUUGAGUUUGAAAAACAAUUAAGUUUGAUUGCAAACGAGGUAGGCGAGGAUGCCGAGAUUGUCAGCAGUAUGGCAGAGUUUCAAGCUUGGUACGAUGAAAAUACAACCGAUCAAGGCAACAAAGUUACGGUGAAGAAACUAGUCAGAAGAUUAUUGGAAACAGUAAAUCAUGACCCAGAAAGUAUCAAGUAUUUAUCAGCAGCCAGUAUGGCGUAUUUUGUUAAAUUGCACGAACUAAUGAACAAAACUCCCAAGCGAACUAUAAUAAAUUAUAUCCACUGGGAUUUUGUAUGUGAGAUGCUUUCGUCAACGACCGAAGAAAUGCGAGAUGCAUUUUUUGACUUAAAGAGCAAAGAGAUUGGAGUCACGGCAAGAGAGCCGCGCUGGGUCGAAUGUGCAAAAGAAAUAAAAAUGCUCAAAGCAAAUGGAUACGCAUUCGCUGAAAAAUAUUUUUCCAAAGACGUCGAUACUAAUGUUAGAAGUAUGGUUGACAAUGUAGGCGAGGAAAUGAAAAUACAGAUAAAGGGAUCAGAUUGGCUGGAUGAAGCUACUAAAAAAAUUGUUACCGACAAAAUAGACGAUAUGGGAUCAUUUGUAGGCACUCCUGAUUGGUAUAAAAACAGAACAUACGUUCUAAAUUCAUACAAAGGGCUUGUUAUCAGCAACAAUCACUUUGAUAAUGUACUCAGUUAUAAAAAAUAUGAAAUGAGAGAAAAAUUACGCAAGGCAUUGUCCGGCAAACAACCCGAAGAAGGUGACGCGGAAGUAGACAUACUUGAAGUUAAUGCAUUCUAUGAUCCGUACUCCAAUACUAUAAUUAUACCUGUUGCCUUCUUGCAGCCCCCAUUUUUUACUUCAAGUCUUCCCAAUAACGUUAACUACGGAAUGAUUGGAUCAGUGAUCGGACAUGAAUUAGGACACGCCUAUGACAUCAACGGGUUGAAAAUAGGUCUAGAACAGAAACAUCUCAAACUAUCUACGGAGAUAGCGGACAUGUAUAAACAACGCGCGGGAUGUUUCAUCGAUCAAUUUAAAGAAUACUUUAGGGAGCCGAAGCCUCAUGACGGAACUGCUUCCGAAGCCAAAGAAGAAAAACUAAGUCGUCAGACUCAAGGAGAAAAUAUGGCAGACACGACAGGGUUGAACGCAGUUUUCGAUGCCUGGAAGAGGAUGAAGGCAACGAAAGGUUCUGAUAGUAGACUACCUGGUUUUGAAAAGUAUUCCGACGAGCAAAUGUUCUUCAUUGGAUUUGGAGCCUUGUGGUGCACAGAAGCUACGGAAGAGUAUGCGGAAGCCAUAAAGGACCAAGAUGAACACAGUCCCGCGAAUUUAAGAGUCCUCGGCGCAAUUUCAAAUAGCGAGGAGUUUGCUCGUGCUUUCAAUUGCCCGAAAGGCAGCACGAUGAACCCCGAAAAGAAAUGUGAUAUUUGGUAAAGUAUUGAGACACAUACUGAUCCCAAAAAACUAAUCGAGGACGCAAGCACAAGAGACAUCAUCCCUGGGUUUUUUAUUGGUCAAGAGAUUAUCAUUAAUUGAAAUAUUUCAUUUAUCAAUAAAAUAUAUGUUGAACUAUGAUCUUUUAAUAUCAAUACAUGUAUAUAUAUACAUUUAAAUAAAAAAUAAUACAUC
Messenger RNA from Microplitis mediator, 2561 nucleotides. RefSeq names its product membrane metallo-endopeptidase-like 1. Bases 138 to 2366 code for a protein of 742 amino acids. Gene Ontology annotation, molecular function: metalloendopeptidase activity. The record is from RefSeq and is a predicted model, not a curated record. Gene Ontology annotation, cellular component: plasma membrane. NCBI's taxonomy places the organism in Eukaryota, Metazoa, Arthropoda, Insecta, Hymenoptera, Braconidae. Gene Ontology annotation, biological process: protein processing. The transcript is spliced from 17 exons.